GGCUAAGGAAUCCUUUCAAACGUUUGAGUACCAACAUGUCAUAUGAUAUGCAAAUAAGUACAGACGCUUUUAACGGUGACCCAUGGUCAGAACACAACCCGAUCAACACCGGCUUCUACUACGUACAGUCCAACAAUAAAACCAUAAGGAUGUUCAAGACUUGGUACAAGUUGAGAGAGAGCAAAGUGAAAGAGCAAGACGUUCUGGCGCGGAUGAGUCGAAAAGGCUUGCUCAGGGAGAUGGGGCUUGUGGUUCGUUGCUUAGAUGUCCUCUACUUUAGCGGCUUCUGCAGCGACAGUAAUGAUGUAUCUGUGGUGUCCACCGUCCAUGCAAAUUGUUGCAAGACCAUUAGGGCCAAAGUGGAUGAUUUAAGAAAUGUUUUGAGGGACUGGAAGACUUACCGUAACAUGUCAACUUCUAUCAAUUUUAAGUGGACAGAGCACGUUGCAUGUAAAAAUUCUUGGAAAACCUCGUGUAACACCACAAAAACAAUGCAUUGCAUGUAAAGGAUCGGACUUUACUUUAGAGUGAUGAUCCAAUUGGAACCAGAGUUACGUUCUUAAGUUCUUUGGUUG
This is a messenger RNA of Cuscuta epithymum, 575 nucleotides long. Lineage: Eukaryota; Viridiplantae; Streptophyta; Magnoliopsida; Solanales; Convolvulaceae. The record is from the annotation of a GenBank genome assembly.